Messenger RNA from Hylaeus anthracinus, 548 nucleotides. It is a transcript of the gene RpS30, whose product is annotated as FAU ubiquitin-like and ribosomal protein S30. Gene Ontology annotation, cellular component: ribosome; cytosolic small ribosomal subunit. The transcript is spliced from 5 exons. Lineage: Eukaryota; Metazoa; Arthropoda; Insecta; Hymenoptera; Colletidae. Gene Ontology annotation, molecular function: protein binding; structural constituent of ribosome. The record is from RefSeq and is a predicted model, not a curated record. The coding region runs from base 82 to 480 and encodes 132 amino acids. Gene Ontology annotation, biological process: translation.
AUCGAUAAAGGAUCGUAACUUUGGUUAACUUCACGUUGGAGUUUCUUUUGGCCAUUACUGCGUUGCUGGCUUAGAACAAACAUGCAGUUACAUAUCAGAGGGGAGAGUACGACUGUUGUCGAUUCUCAUGAGAAUGCAACUAUCGCAGAGCUGAAGAGAUCAAUAGUGCAGUUGGAGGGUGCUGCAAAUAUAGAAUUCAAUCUAUAUUGUUCUGGUCGUUUGUUAGAAAAUGAAACAUUAGUUGGAGAACUUGCCUCAAAUACUUUAGAAUUAACAGUUCCACUUCCUGGUGGUAAAGUGCACGGAUCUCUAGCUCGUGCUGGAAAGGUGAAAGCACAAACUCCAAAGGCAGAUAAACAAGAAAAGAGUAAAAAGAAAACUGGCCGAGCUAAGAGACGAAUUCAGUACAAUCGAAGAUUUGUGAACGUCGUACAAACUUUUGGCCGUCGACGUGGACCAAAUGCUAAUCCUAAUUCAUAAUUGUAUAUACAUAUACACAUUUGAUUGCAAAUAAAAUAAAAAAAGAAUGAAAAGCUAAAUAUAACAAA